This is a messenger RNA of Contarinia nasturtii (swede midge), 4208 nucleotides long. It is a transcript of the gene subdued, whose product is annotated as anoctamin-1. NCBI's taxonomy places the organism in Eukaryota, Metazoa, Arthropoda, Insecta, Diptera, Cecidomyiidae. Bases 292 to 3675 code for a protein of 1127 amino acids. The transcript has 16 exons. Gene Ontology annotation, molecular function: protein dimerization activity; chloride channel activity. The record is from RefSeq and is a predicted model, not a curated record. Gene Ontology annotation, biological process: chloride transmembrane transport. Gene Ontology annotation, cellular component: plasma membrane.
UGUCGUAUUCUCCGCGAUUUGUUGCAUUCUCCGCUCUCUCACUCUCUUGUUCAACCAGUGUUAUUGCGGGAAAAAAAUUGCUCUGGUUAUUUUUAAAAACGCGAACAGUCAGCAAUGGACUGUUGAUUCUAGAGCAUUGGAUUUUAUUUUCAUUUAUUUUAUUCAUUAAAUUCACGCUGUGCGUUCAUUAAAAAGGGUGUUAGUUUAUUAUGCUGCGUGAUAAAAGUUCAUAUAAUAGUAAAUAGCUUUGGUGCAAAGUUCAUUUGAAAAUUAACCCGUUCAUCAGGCACAAUGGUUGUUUCAUCGGAGGAAAUUCCUUUAAAUCCAACAAAUUCAGAGACCAAAACUAGACCGAAUCAAUCCAUUGAAUCAAGUUCGUGUUAUGACACAUCUGUCGAUGAUGCUGAGCGGCGCCUAUUGAAUGUUAAUCAACGUCCGGCAGUCGAUUGCACGCGAUUACGAACCAUACCCCAGCAAGAGUCAGCAUUUCACAGUGGUCAAAAUGGGAAAACUUUGUCACCGUUAGAUAUGUCACAGCAGGAUAAAGUGCAUUCUGGUAGUAAUUUACGUGAUAUUAAUGCGAUGUCCGUCGCCAGUAUUUACGAUCGAGAACACAACGAAAUUAUGGACGCUGACAAUGAUAUAUACAAUGAUGUAUCGUUCAGUAAACCACAUGCUCGAGCUAGUCGCGAGCGAGACAGUGUCUAUGAGUUGAAUAUUGUACCCGAAACAUCAGAAAGCAUGGGAACUAAGAAAUAUCAUAAUGCAGAUUGUGAAAGUUGUUACAGUGAACCGCCCGAACCAACCACAUCUGUUCCAAAUUCUCAAUAUGAUUCGUUGUUUUUUGCGGACGGCGAACGAUCAAUUGACUUUGUUAUUGUUUGGCAACCCGUCGAAGAUCGACUACAAGAAGAACUGAAUUGCAUAAAACGUGCCAUUUUUGAAGAUAAUCUAGUAAAUGAAGGUUUGGAAUUAGAACGCGAUGAAAUUGAGCAUCUUCAUUUUACCAAAAUUCACACACCGAUCGAGGUUUUGCGUAGAUAUUCGGAAAUUUUGAAACUGCGAAUGCCCAUGAAAGAGUCAUUGUGUUCAGUUCAAGAACAAAAUCGAUUUUCGAAAAUAUCGAACGCUGCACUUUAUAUCUCAAAUAAGAUACCUGGUUUCCGAAGUGUUCAAAAUACAACAACAUCAGCCUAUGAUAGAUUCAGCGGAUGCUGCAAUAAAUUGUGGAAUUUAAUGUCUGUAGACGAACAACACUUUCCACCGAAAUCAACACGAUUUACAGCCGUAUAUAGCCGUGACAAAGAAUAUUUAUUCGAUGUUCAUCAUAAAUGUUUUUUCACGCCAGCUAUUCGAUCUCGUAUUGUUCAAUUUAUUUUGGAUCGCAAGCGCUUCACAAUGCAAAUUGAUGACGACUAUGCCUUUGGGAUUGAUCGUCUCAUCAACGAAGGAGUUUAUAUAGCCUCAUAUCCAUUACAUGACGGUGAAAUAUCAGUGCCAGGAAGUGUUCGACAUUUAUUGUAUAAAGAAUGGGCUAGCGUUUCAAAAUGGUAUCGCUACCAACCAUUGGACUAUGUAAAGGAUUAUUUUGGUGUUAAAAUUGGACUAUACUUUGCAUGGCUGGGCUACUAUACAUAUAUGUUGCUGUUGGCAUCAAUAGUUGGAAUUGGUUGCUUUUUAUAUGCCAUUUUUACGUUACCGUACGACAUACCGAGCCAAGAGAUUUGUUAUGGAAAUAUGAAAAAUACCACAAUGUGCCCACUUUGCGAUAGAUUAUGUAAUUAUUGGUCACUAGAAAAAUCCUGCUUGCACAUUAAAGUAACUUAUUUGUUUGAUAACAAGGCAACGGUAUUUUUUGCCGUAUUUAUGUCAUUCUGGGCUACGUUGUUUUUGGAAUUGUGGAAGCGAUAUUCAGCCGAAAUUACACAUCGCUGGGAUUUAACUGGUUUUGACAUACAUGAAGAGCACCCUCGACCACAGUAUCUCGCUCGACUGGCUCACGUAAAAAAAGUACGCAUUGAUUAUAUUACAAAUACCAAAGAACCGGAUCCACCAUUUUGGCGAAUGAAAUUGCCAGCGGCUGUGUUUAGUUUUUCGAUCGUUAUUUUAUUGGUUGCCUUAGCGCUAGCUGCUGUCGUUGCUGUUGUCAUAUAUCGAAUGUCUUUUUUGGCAGCACUAAGCGUUAGCACAGAUAAUUUUACCACAUCAAAUGCAAUUUAUAUCACAACGAUAACGGCAGCCUUGAUCAAUUUGUCAUUGAUUUUCGCUUUCAGUUGGCUGUACAUUUGGCUUGCUGAAUGGUUAACUGAAUAUGAAAUAUUACGUACACAAACGGAAUUCGAUGAUUCGUUAACGCUUAAAAUCUAUUUGUUCCAGUUCGUAAAUUACUAUGCAAGUAUUUUUUAUAUAGCAUUCUUUAAAGGAAAAUUUAUCGGUCGUCCAGGAGACUACAAUCGAUUCCUAGGUUAUCGUCAAGAAGAGUGUGGUUUUGGUGGUUGCAUAACGGAGCUGUGUAUUCAAUUAGCAAUUAUCAUGAUAGGUAAACAAGCGAUGAAUACUGUGCUCGAAAUGAUACAGCCUCGCAUUUUCAAAUACUAUAAUUCGCUGAGAGUGCGUUUGUCAAAGCGUAAAAAAAGUACGAGUGCCGAAAAAGACGCACAAAGAUGGUUGCGUGAUCUAAAAUUGGUUGAAUGGGGACCACAAAGUCUCUUUAAUGAGUACCUAGAGAUGGUGUUGCAAUAUGGAUUUGUGACAAUUUUCGUAGCAGCUUUUCCUUUGGCCCCCUUCUUUGCUUUACUCAAUAAUAUUUUGGAGAUGCGUUUCGAUGCUCAAAAGCUAUUAAAAUUCCAUAGACGACCUGUUACACAACGUGUACGUGACAUUGGUGUUUGGUAUCGUAUUUUGGACAGUAUUGGCAAACUUAGUGUCAUCACAAACGGUUUCAUCAUCGCAUUCACAUCAGAGUUUAUUCCACGAUUUAUAUACCAACUCUUCAAGUCAGAAGAUAGAACGUUAACUGGUUACGUUAAUUAUUCGCUGUCUGUUUUCGACACAAGAAAUUUUACGGCAAAGGAAGUACCAUCGAACCCAACGAAUCCAACAAAUGGGGAGUGCAGGUAUGCCGACUUCCGUUAUGGUCCGGGAGAGAAUCACGAAUAUGAUGUUACAUAUGCAUACUGGGUUAUUUUGGCAGCCCGACUUGGUUUUGUAGUACUUUUUGAGAAUUUCGUUGCAGUUGUAAUGAUAUGGGUUCGUUGGGCUAUUCCAGACAUGUCCGCGGAGUUAAGAGAUAAAAUAAGACGUGAAGCGUACAUUACAAAUGAAAUUAUUAUCAAACAAGAAGCUGAACGAGCCCGAAAACUAUCAAAUGUUGUCAUUGCAGAGCGCAUGGGUGACGAUAUUGAACCGGAUGCAGGAAUCUUAAAAGCAGAGAAACUAAUGUCCAGUAAUUUAUGUGGCUCGCAAUUAGACUUAUUUAUGCAUGGUGAGGGCGAUCCAUUCGCUCCGGGGCAUGCCGUAAUAAAGCAAAACGAAAACAGUGCACAUGACAAUGAAAUGAAUAAAAUGUUUUUAGAGUCGGAGAAAAUUGCAUACAAACGCAGUUCAAAGAAUGAUCCAACUGAUUCAAUUGAUAACGAAUCCGGCGAAGCAAUGACAGAAACAUCUGCAUUGUAGAUUAUUAAAUGACAUUAUGCUCGAUACACGACUGACUAUUAGACAUCAUUUUCACUUUAUUGAUGUUGCAUUAAGUUUAUUUCAUUCGCCUUCAAAUUAGUUAAAAAACUAAAACAUUAACGCAUAUAAUUUCAAUUGAUUUUUUCAGAACAAAACGUGGUUAUAAAAUGCCAAAACUAUUAUUUCAUUCGCUUUUUGUCAUUAAUCAAAUGCUUUCAGGGAUUUUGACCAAAGCAGUAAAUUUACAUUAUUAUGCUAGAUAACGAACAAAUAUGUAACGUUUUUAGGACAUUUUAACGUUAAAAAAUGUAACGCUUUAACCCAUUUUUGUGGCAAUUUUCGUGUCAAAUGGAAGGUAGAAUAUAGGCAUAAUGUGAACCACUUUUUCGGCUUUUUCGUGUUGCGAUACACAACAACAUCUUCUGUGUGUUUCGAUUGUUUCUCUUUUUGUUAUUAUAUUCUAAGAAACUGUAGCGGCAAUACAAUGUAAACAAAUGUAAAUAACAUAAACUCGUUGAGUUCAUAAUAUCGUA